Messenger RNA from Aedes aegypti (yellow fever mosquito), 1461 nucleotides. Its product is annotated as probable phosphoserine aminotransferase. Gene Ontology annotation, biological process: L-serine biosynthetic process. Gene Ontology annotation, cellular component: cytoplasm. The transcript is spliced from 2 exons. The record is from RefSeq and is a predicted model, not a curated record. Bases 326 to 1414 code for a protein of 362 amino acids. Lineage: Eukaryota; Metazoa; Arthropoda; Insecta; Diptera; Culicidae. Gene Ontology annotation, molecular function: pyridoxal phosphate binding; O-phospho-L-serine:2-oxoglutarate transaminase activity.
CUACUGCGAUCUGCGGGCGUAUUACACAGUUGCAUCCACCGUGCAUCGCGCUUUCUUCGAUGUGUGCAGCAGAGUUACUUACCACAGAGAGAAGCGAACCGUCGAAGAGCCAGACAAGUUCUUGACCCACGACCACCAGCGCAACGAGCUCGACGACAGUGACGACGAGUGCAGCGCAAAAUUUACAAUUGGUAAUUAAGCACUUGUAAGUGAAUCUCCAUCGGGAUCAGUCGCAAUCGUCCCGUUGUAACCGAUAAAGCUAUACGUAUACUCGUUGGUAACAGUUCGAUCUGAGUUAAUCGAGAAGCGGUUAAUCUAGUGCACAAUGGUGAUCAAUUUUGGAGCCGGUCCGGCCAAGUUGCCCCGCGAAGUCCUGCUCGAGGUCCAGAAGGAACUCGUCGAGCAGGGAUCGAGCGGAAUGAGUGUGAUGGAGAUGUCCCAUCGGGGAUCUUCGUACAUGAAACUGCACAACGAUACGGUUGACUUGGCUCGGGAACUUCUCAAGGUUCCCGACAACUACAAAGUUCUGCUGAUGCAAGGCGGUGGCACUGGAUUGUUCGCCGCCGUUGCCAUGAACUUGAUCGGUCGAACCGGAACGGCUGACUACGUGGUGACUGGAUCUUGGUCGGCCAAGGCGGCUAAGGAAGCCGCAAAAUACGGAAAGGUGAACCAAGUUGUUGCCAAGCCAGACAAGUUCACACGUGUUCCCGAUCAGAAGGAGUGGAAACUGGACCCGAAGGCUUCGUACGUCUACUACUGUGACAACGAAACAAUCGAGGGCGUGGAGUUCAACACCGCUCCGGACACGAAUGGAGUCCCUCUGGUGGUGGAUAUGUCUUCCAACAUCAUGUCCAGACCAGUUGACGUGAAGAAGUUCGGCGUUAUCUUUGGUUGCGCCCAGAAGAACAUCGGCCCUGCCGGAAUCACUCUGGUCAUCGUUCGGGAAGACCUUAUCGGACAUCAACUGCCUAUCACCCCCACAAUCCUCGACUUCUCAAUCGUGGCGAAAGACAACUCCAUCAACAACACUCCACCGACCUUCAUCAUCCACGUGGUUGGCCGAGUGUUCGCCUGGAUCAAACGUCACGGCGGAGUCGAGAGCAUGUACAAAGCAUCUCUCACCAAGUCCAACAUGGUCUACGACGUGAUUGCCAACUCCAAGGACUUCUACUACUGUCCGGUCGAGCGCAGCGUACGCAGCCGCAUGAACGUCCCCUUCCGCGUCGGCGGACCCGGCGGCAACGAAGCGCUGGAAAAGGAGUUUCUCAAAGGAGCCGAGGCCCUCGGAAUGCAGCAACUGAAAGGUCAUCGCUCCGUCGGAGGCAUCCGAGCGUCCCUCUACAAUGCCGUCUCCGUCGAGGAAGCGAAAGCCCUCCAGAGUUACAUGCUGGAUUUCCUCGCGAAGAAUUCGUAAAACCUAACCUCAUUUAUUCCAAUCAAUAAAGACUCAAAACUAUUCUA